This is a messenger RNA of Diuraphis noxia (Russian wheat aphid), 2537 nucleotides long. Its product is annotated as RNA-binding protein 25. Gene Ontology annotation, molecular function: mRNA binding. The record is from RefSeq and is a predicted model, not a curated record. Lineage: Eukaryota; Metazoa; Arthropoda; Insecta; Hemiptera; Aphididae. Gene Ontology annotation, cellular component: spliceosomal complex. Gene Ontology annotation, biological process: regulation of alternative mRNA splicing, via spliceosome.
UAUUUUCUUCAAUAAAGUGUGUUUUGUUAUUUUGUUAACAUUCAACAUAACUUGUAUUUGUAUAGUGUGUAGUAUAAGUAGGUAUACUGUUCACUUUAAUCAAAUUUGUUCAGCUUGUCGGAAUUGUAACUAUACUAUGUUUGUGUAAAAAAAAAAGUCGACUUGGUGUAAUAUUACAUGGUGAUUAAGCAUAUGAAGUACCCACAACAUUAAUCAUUUGACUUAUUAUGGAUGAUCCAAAUCUGACUACUGCUGCAUCUUCUGCUGGAUUUUUACCUACUACUUCUGCAAAUUAUUUAGUUAUGCCUUUCACUCCUACUGUACCCAGUGUUCCAAUGCCUCAGCCAAUGGUUUGGUCUCCAAUGCAACAAGCUCCAUUGGUUGUACCUGUAACACCACAUGUGGUCUCUGCUCCUCCACGUUUCAAUCCACGCGCCACUCGUAAAAAUUUUCGUCAACCUACACCUUCAGAACCGCCCAUCACUGUAUUUGUUGGUAACAUUUCUGAAAAAGCUCCCGACACUAUGAUAAGGCACAUUUUGGCAACGUGUGGAAAUAUUGCUUCUUGGAAGAGAGUACAAGGCUUUGGUUUUUGUGAAUAUUAUGGGGCUGAAGCUGCCUUACGUGCCAUUAAAGUUUUACACGAUAUGGAGGUAGGCGGUAAAAAACUUGUGGUGAAAGUAGAUGCAAAAGCGCAAGAAACAUUAGACCAAUUUAAGGCUGAAAAAAAAGGUACUGAUGAUUCUGAAGAAAAUCAACAAUUCGAAGUAUAUUGUAGACAACGUAUAAACAGUAUAAUUACAGAACACAAUGAUGAAAUAACCAAAGAAGGAAAACAAAGUGAAGAAGAAGACAAACUAAGCAUAGUUGAUGGGGUUGGAUUUGAUAUGGUGCCAAAUGAAGAUGAGAAGAAAAAUUUAAUUUUUCGAGAAAUAGGCAAGUUUCGAGAAGUUAUGAAAAAACGAGAAGAAGAAAAAGAAGUUGAAAGAAAAAAAAAACAAGAAAAGGAAAAAUUAAAUGGAAGACAUGCAACUCCUGAUAGUCCAGAUUCUGAAGAAAAUAGAAGGAUACGCCGUAGAGAAGAACGAGAUAAAAGAGAUAAAGAAAAAGAAGAAAGAGAUAAAAGAGAAAGAGAAAGAGAAAGAGAUGAAAGGGAUAAGCGUGACAGAGAGAAGAAGGAAAGAAGAGACAAAGAAAGAGAACGAGAAAAAAAAGACAGAGAAAAAAGUAUUGACAAGGAAAACCGCAAAGAAAAAGAACCAGAAAAAAGCAGAGGCCACUAUGAUAAAAAUAGAUUAAGAGAAAAGGAAAUGGAAGAAGAAGAGCUGGAGUUAAAAAAAGAGGAUGAUAGACGAAGAGAGAGAGAAUUAGCAUACCAAGAGAAACGUAAACAAUGGGAAAUCAGAGAAAAUCAAAAGAAAAAAGAUUUAGCCAAAGAACGUGCUAAAAAACAAAUGAUAGAAGAAGAAAGAGAAAGAAAUGCUAAAAAACUUAAAGAGUUUUUGGAAGACUACGAUGAUGAUAAAGAUGACCAGAAGUAUUAUAAAGGCAGAGAUUUACAAAAACGUAUUGAACUGCGUGAAAAAGAAAUAGAAGAAGAUGGAAGAGAUCGACAAAAAGAAAAAGAAGAACUGGAAAUCAUUCGAGAAAAGAUAUAUAAUAAUGUUGAACUGAAAGAUCCAGAAUUAGAAUUUGCUAAGGUAUUAAAAGCCAGAGAAGAAAUGUACAAGCCCAAAUUAUUAAUAGAUGUCGCUGAAAAACAAAAAGAUAAAUUAAAACGUUAUGAAAUGGAAAUUGAAAAAGAGAUUGAAAAUCAGAAAAACAUAGAAGUUGAACAGGAACGUCAGAGGCAUAUUAUGGAGAAAGCACUAACACCCAGUCCGCAGCAGCCAGCUACACCACCUAGUGUUGAGUCUCAAACACCUCCACCAGAAUUUGCACCGAUGACUCAACCUACCACUUUAAUGAUUAAGAAAAGAAUGGAUGUAAAAGAUGUAUUUAAUAAUGAUGAUGAAGAAAUGCCCAGGCCUAAAAAAAGAAAAUUGGUUCCUCUUGAUUACACUGAUAAAAAAGAAGAAGAAAGUAAAGCAGUAGAGGAAAAGAAAAAAAGUAUCCGUCAGUUAAUUGAGCGCAUCCCCACCGAUAAAGAUGACUUAUUCUCAUUUAAUCUUGAUUGGACAGUAGUUGACAACCAACUGAUGGAAAAACGCAUUAGGCCGUGGAUAAAUAAAAAAAUCAUUGAAUAUAUCGGUGAGCCAGAACCAACCCUGGUAGAUUUUAUAUGUUCAAAAGUGUUAGCCGGUAGCAGUCCUCAGGCUAUACUUGAUGACGUUCAGAUGGUACUUGAUGAAGAGGCUGAAGUGUUUGUUGUAAAAAUGUGGAGACUUCUAGUAUAUGAGGUAGAAGCUAAAAAGUUAGGAUUGGUUAAACUAGAAGAAAAUGGCCAUAAAGAUCCAUAGUGUGUACAAUAAAUAAUGUGUAACUUUCUGUAAAUAUAAUAUAAUUCAAAUAUUGUGACGAUUAAAAAUCUAUUUACA